CCGGGAGCGGAGCGAGGCUGCCACUCACUUGGGCGACCUCAGCGGCAGGAGAGCGUCGGGGGCCUGCGCAGCCAUGCGCGCGGCGGCGGGGGGCGCGCGGGCGGCCGCGCUGGCGCUGCUGCUGGGGGCGCUGCACGGGGCGCCGGCGCGCGGCGAAGAGUACGACUACUACGGCUGGCAGACCGAGCCGCUGCACGCGCGCUCGUACUCCAAGCCGCCCCAGUGCCUCGACAUUCCCGCCGACCUGCCGCUCUGCCACACCGUGGGCUACAAGCGCAUGCGGCUGCCCAACCUGCUGGAGCACGAGAGCCUGGCCGAGGUGAAGCAGCAGGCGAGCAGCUGGCUGCCGUUGCUGGCCAAGCGCUGCCACUCGGACACGCAGGUCUUCCUCUGCUCGCUCUUCGCGCCCGUCUGCCUCGACCGGCCCAUCUACCCUUGCCGCUCGCUGUGCGAGGCCGUGCGCGCCGGCUGCGCGCCGCUCAUGGAGGCCUAUGGCUUCCCCUGGCCCGAGAUGCUGCAUUGCCAUAAGUUCCCCCUGGACAACGACCUUUGUAUCGCUGUGCAGUUCGGGCACCUGCCCGCCACCACGCCUCCAGUGACCAAGAUCUGCGCCCAGUGUGAGAUGGAGCACAGCGCUGACGGCCUCAUGGAGCAGAUGUGUUCCAGCGACUUUGUGGUCAAAAUGCGCAUCAAGGAGAUCAAGAUAGAGAAAGGGGACCGGAAGCUGAUUGGAGCCCAGAAAAAGAAGAAGCUGCUCAAGCCAGGCCCCCUGAAGCGCAAAGAUACCAAGAGGCUAGUGCUACACAUGAAGAAUGGAGCUGGCUGCCCCUGCCCACAGCUGGACAGCCUGGCCGGCAGCUUCCUGGUCAUGGGCCGCAAAGUGGACGGACAGCUACUGCUCAUGGCCGUCUACCGCUGGGACAAGAAGAACAAGGAGAUGAAGUUCGCGGUCAAGUUCAUGUUCUCCUACCCCUGCUCCCUCUAUUACCCCUUUUUCUAUGGGGCCGCGGAGCCCCACUGAAGGGUACUCCUCCCUGCCCCACCCAGCCAGCUGUGCCUUGUCCUCUGUCCCCUCCCCUGGGGCACACUCUUUCCUCCCACCCACCUGGCCUCCCACUUGUCCCAGGCUGACCCAGCCCCUGCCAGAGGGUGGCUCAUGCAGAGAUGUUACCAGCACAGGCACUAAGGGAUGGACAUGGGACCAGGCUGUCCUUGACCAAGGGGUUCUGGUUUCCUCCCACAGGAGCAGAGCUUUCUCAGCUGACGGAAAGCCCCAGGGUCUCAGAAAGUAGGCAGGCAGAAGAGAGAGCAAGGCAAGGGUGCAGGGGCUCUGAGCAGCCUGAGGAGCUGGUUUCCAGAGUAGCAGUGGUGUCAGCUCCCCUCUGUUGGCAGCGGGACCUGGCCUGGGAGAAGGAAGUCUUGGUAUUAAGCUGAGCUACUUGGGAGACAGUUCUUGGCCCCCAAUACCCCUUCAUGUGUCACCGUAGCCCCCCAAAGGAAAGGGUGACAGUGAUCUCCAGCCACGCCUCCCCCGCCUCCCUGUCUCUGCCCAUUUCCCUUCUCACUGGACCGGGGAGAAGCCCAGCACAGCACCCUCCCAGACACUCACUCCUCAGCCUCCGCAUGUCCCUUUUGUCCUGAUGACCAGUAAAUUAUUGCUACUGCUGCGAGGCCAUAGAUACUAGACUGAUGCAGGUAGGGUUUUUCUAUUUUUUUUUUUUUAAAGUUUGUAAUUAAAUCAAAGAAAACAAA
Molecule: messenger RNA, 1752 nt
Organism: Hippopotamus amphibius kiboko
Lineage: Eukaryota; Metazoa; Chordata; Mammalia; Artiodactyla; Hippopotamidae
Gene: SFRP5
Product: secreted frizzled related protein 5
Exons: 3
Coding region: 74-1021 (315 amino acids)
Biological process (GO): negative regulation of canonical Wnt signaling pathway; non-canonical Wnt signaling pathway; canonical Wnt signaling pathway
Molecular function (GO): Wnt-protein binding
Source: RefSeq, a predicted model, not a curated record